Messenger RNA from Gallus gallus (chicken), 4822 nucleotides. It is a transcript of the gene USP8, whose product is annotated as ubiquitin specific peptidase 8. Bases 702 to 4052 code for a protein of 1116 amino acids. Lineage: Eukaryota; Metazoa; Chordata; Aves; Galliformes; Phasianidae. The record is from RefSeq and is a predicted model, not a curated record. Gene Ontology annotation, biological process: endosome organization; protein K48-linked deubiquitination; protein K63-linked deubiquitination. Gene Ontology annotation, molecular function: cysteine-type deubiquitinase activity. Gene Ontology annotation, cellular component: extrinsic component of endosome membrane; cytosol; dendritic spine. The transcript is spliced from 21 exons.
GCCGCCGAGUUCCGCCUCAGCAGCCAUGGCCGCGUAGCGUCUCCUCGGCAGCCGUGUUCGGACAUGGGCCUGCCCCGGGCCGGCGGGCUGAGGCAGCGCGUCCCCGCCGCGGUGAGUACGGGGCCAGGCCCACCGCGGGCACCGCUCCGCGCCCUUCUCCAGCAGCUGCGGGAGGGGCGGGCGCCCUUGGAGGGGACCACGGGCCCGGGCGCGCCGUGCGGAGCGGGGGUGCGGCCCACAACGGGCGGCGGGGUGCGGGGCCGGGCCGAGCGGAGAGGAGCGGGCGGGGAGCGGCGGGGGCCGCAGCAUUCGGCGCCGCGGUGACCUUGGGCGGCCACAGCCCCCCGGUCGCGGCGUGAAGGGCCGGGGCUGGGCGGAGGGGGCGGCCGGAGAGCCGCUGUCAGGGCGGUGCGGCGUCACGGAUUGCUGCGGGCCGGGCCUCGGUGCGGGAUGAGCCGCUGCGGGAGUCGGGGCCGAGCCUCCGUCACUGCCCUGGCACCGGGCUGCUUGUAGGCCGGAAUUCGCACGAUGGAUGAGUUACAGUGCUUUGGAAGGUCAAAGAGUAAUACCUCAUUCAUCAGCUGCCGUGGGGAGCUGCUCAUCUGAAAAAGGUGUACAAGUUUCUCCAGAUAAGAAAACUACUGGUAGAAGCUUGUAAGAAGUUGUACCAUCCUAGAAGGGAGAUAAAUAACAACAUUAACAUGCCUGCUGUGGCAUCUGUACCUAAGGAGCUGUAUCUGUGUACUUCAUUGAAAGAUCUCAACCAGAAGACAGAAAUAAAGCAUGAAAAGACCAAUAGUACAAAGAGUUAUGUGCAGAGUGCCCUUAAGAUUUUCAAAGCCGCAGAAGAAUGCAGAUUGGACCGAGAUGAAGAGAAAGCUUAUAUCCUGUACAUGAAAUAUGUGGCUGUUUAUAAUUUUAUUAAAAAGAGACCUGAUUUUAAGCAGCAACAGGAUUAUUUCCAUUCCAUUCUUGGGCCUACAAACUUAAAAAAAGCUAUUGAAGAAGCUGAAAGACUGUCAGACAGCCUUAAACUCAGAUAUGAGGAAGCUGAAGUACGGAAAAAACUUGAAGAGAGGGACAGACAGGAACUGCAGAAAAAGCAAGAACCAAAAGAUGAUGGAAAGAGUUCAGCCAAAACCUCAUCAGAAAGUACAGUAGAUUGCAAAGGAAAAAGCCAAAGGAUUAAUGGCGAGACGAAGCAUUCACUGGAAAGAAAGGAUCAGGCUGAGAGUUUUAGUGGAGCAGUGACAGCUGAGAAGUUGUUUGCAAUGAUGACAGACAAAACCAUUGAAUUGAUUAUAAUGGAUACUCGAAGCUUGAAGGACUACCAAGAAUCCUGUAUUCCAAGAUCUGUCAGCGUUCCAGAAGAAGCUAUCAGUCCUGGAGUUACUGCUAGUUGGAUUGAAGCUAGACUCCCAGAGGAUUCUAAAGAUCCAUGGAAGAAGAGAGGACACUUUGAUUAUGUUGUACUGCUGGACUGGUUUAGUUCUGCAGAAGACUUAAAUAUAGGAACAACUCUUCGGAGUCUGAAAGAUGCACUUUUUAAGUGGGAAAGCAAAACUAUACUGCAGAAUGAACCUUUGGUUCUAGAAGGAGGCUAUGAAAACUGGCUCCUUUGCUUUCCCCAGUACACAACAAAUGCUAAAGUAACUCCACCCCAACAUGGCAAGAGUGAAGCAGUAACCGUGUCUUUGGAUUUUACGUAUCCAUCUCUAGAAGAGCCAGCUCCUGCUCCACCUGUUGCCCCUAUAAAGCCUUCUCCAACAGAAGUGGUUGAAAAUGAAGAAACUGGAGCUAAUUUGGAAGAGAGGCUAAAAUCACUGAACAGACCAAGUGUGGAAGGUGCUGCUGUUCCAAAACCUGACAGCUCAUUUGUAGUUAAUCCAGCAUCGAUAACAAGAAGUAUCCCUGAGGUUGAUCGUUCUAAAAAGCCUUCAAUAAAGAUACCUGAUGAUAAUAAAUCAAAAUCUGAAAGUACGCUCAGUGACAGCCAACCUAUUGAGAAGGGCCGCGUGGUUCCGGACCGGUCCACAAAGCCAUUACUUGAUGCUAAGAGUGUUCUGACAGAAGAAGAAAAAAGCCGUGUGCAUGCAGAAACUGCUGCUCUGAUGGAGAAAAACAGACGAGAAAAAGAACUGCGGGAGAGGCAGAAGGAAGAACAAAAAGAGAGAAUCAAGCGAGAAAAGGAAGAACAGGAGCAAAAGGCAAAGGAAGAACAGAGAGAAAAGGAACACAAAGAAAAGCUACAGCAAUCCAAGGAGGAGAGGGAACAGAAGGAGAGAGACGAGCAGAUAAAAAGAGAACAGGAGGAGAAGGAAAAAGAAAAAGCACGCAAAGAAGCAAUAGAAGCAAAAAAGCAAAAUAAAAAUGAACCAGAAAGCAUUGAUGCAAAAAAGGUUGAGACUGACAAAAUAUCUAUAGAAAAAAGAGAAAAGGGAACUCGAACACCGGAUACGCAGAGACGUGUACUGGGUGAUGUAUCUCCAAAUAAGCAAACUGAGGUUAAAGGACAACCAGACAGUGGAGCUCAAAAGCCAGGACCCCUUAGAGAGGAUUCUGAACAAGAUACUGAAAGACUUAAAUCCCAGCGGGAGCCAUUGACCAGAGCACGAAGUGAAGAAAUGGGGAGGGUAAUACCAGGACUGCCUGACGGUUGGGCAAAGUUUCUGGAUCCAAUCACUGGAACCUUUCGUUACUAUCACUCGCCAACGAACACUGUUCAGAUGUAUCCACCAGAAAUGGCUCCCUCAUCCACCCCUCCAGCCACCCCACCAACCCGCAAACCCAAGCCACAGGUGGCUGUUGAGCGGGAACGAGAGCACUCCAAACUGAAACGCUCCUACUCAUCCCCAGACAUAACCCAAGCCAUUCAGGAGGAAGAGAAGAAAAGAAUUCCUGUAACUCCUGCAGUCAAUCGUGAAAAUAAACCAGCCUAUUACCCUAAAACAGAAAUUUCAAGACUCUCUGCGUCACAGAUUAGGAACCUUAAUCCUGUGUUUGGGGGAUCGGGACCAGCUCUUACAGGACUUCGUAAUCUAGGGAACACUUGCUAUAUGAACUCCAUAUUACAGUGUCUGUGCAACGCACCUCACCUAGCUGAGUAUUUUAACAAAAACUUGUAUCAAGAUGAUAUUAACAGGUCCAAUUUCCUGGGGCAUAAAGGUGAAGUGGCUGAAGAAUUUGGAGUAAUAAUGAAAGCUUUGUGGACAGGACAGUAUAAAUAUAUCAGUCCAAAAGACUUCAAAAUUACAAUUGGGAAGAUUAAUGACCAGUUUGCAGGAUACAGCCAGCAAGACUCCCAGGAGCUGCUUCUCUUUCUCAUGGACGGCUUGCACGAAGACCUCAAUAAAGCUGACAACAGGAAAAGAUACAAGGAAGAAAACAAUGAUCAUCUCGAUGACCUCAAAGCAGCAGAACUAGCCUGGCAGAAGCACAAACAGCUCAACGAAUCCAUUAUUGUGGCACUCUUCCAAGGCCAGUUCAAAUCAACAGUGCAGUGUCUCACGUGUCACAAGAAGUCCCGGACCUUUGAGGCUUUCAUGUAUUUGUCCUUACCACUUGCAUCCACUAGUAAAUGCACACUGCAGGAAUGCCUUAGAUUGUUCUCCAAAGAGGAAAAGCUCACCGAUAACAACAGAUUUUACUGUAGCCAUUGCAAAACUCGAAGGGAUUCUUUGAAAAAAAUAGAAAUUUGGAAAUUACCACCUGUGCUUCUCGUGCACCUGAAACGAUUUUCCUAUGAUGGAAGAUGGAAGCAAAAGCUUCAGACCUCUGUAGAUUUCCCAUUGGAAACUCUUGACCUUUCACAGUAUGUUAUUGGUCCAAAGAAUAAUUUGAAGAGAUACAAUCUAUUUUCAGUAUCAAAUCAUUAUGGUGGGUUGGAUGGAGGGCACUACACCGCCUACUGCAAAAACGCCUCAAAACAGCGCUGGUUUAAGUUUGAUGACCAUGAAGUAUCUGAGAUCUCAGCAUCAUCUGUGAAAUCCUCAGCUGCAUAUAUUCUCUUUUACACUUCUUAUGAACAAAGAGCAGUGGAUAUGGCCACAUAAAGUAGUAUGGGUUAAGAAAACUGGUUUUCUUUUUUAUAAGAACAAAGUAGUUAUGGGAAGGCAAAUAAACAUGCAAAACUAUGGCAGAUGUAGUCAUUAAAGUUACGGGGAUGGUUGCAGCAGCUUCUCUGCAAGCAAGCUCUUUCUGGCCCGUACUAUUGCUUAAAUCAGAGUGAUUAAUAAUGCUUGUGGUAAUACUGCCAUCUGUGAAACCAUUUAAAAGCAUACUUUGCAUUACCGUUUAUUUAAAAAAAAAACUAUAUUUUUAGUCUGCUCCAAGAUUAAAUUCUAGCUUAGUCAUCUGAAAUCUAUUAACAAGUAGUUGAAGAUGUCUAAAAUUCCCAAGGCAUAUCUUGAUUUUUAUCUUCAUUCUUUCACUGGUAUGGCCUUUUCACAUUUCUAACCUUAAGCUUGAUUCUACUGUGAAUACUCUAGAAUGAUGUAAACAGUUAGGAAUGUCAGUGUACAUAUUGAUUGCAUACUUGCACAUCAGAACUAUGUAUAUAAUAAAACGUUGUCCUUUUUGUGAGAAACUCUAAAACUCAGAGGAUUGCUUUAAUUUGCCAGCUCUUAAGUAACUGCAACACUACUUAUUUAAAAGAAAAAAAAAGCAGAGCUGUAUUUUUUGUUAGCUUUUGUCAAUAUUUGUGCACUUCAGAGUUACUCUAAACAAACAAGACUUUCCUUUUUAAUUUUUUAAUAUAAAUUUUCAUGUAUACAUGCAUUAAAAACCUUAAGAAAUGAUUUAAAAAUAUAUCCUGUUAAACAUA